Messenger RNA from Raphanus sativus (radish), 1641 nucleotides. Its product is annotated as protein ALP1-like. The record is from RefSeq and is a predicted model, not a curated record. NCBI's taxonomy places the organism in Eukaryota, Viridiplantae, Streptophyta, Magnoliopsida, Brassicales, Brassicaceae. The transcript has a single exon. The coding region runs from base 64 to 1416 and encodes 450 amino acids.
AAGCCCAAACCUUUACUCUUUACAAGCGACUUGAGAGAAAAGAAGAAGAGGAGAGAGUGAAAGAUGGAAGAAGCUUUCAUGGCGAUGCUCUCACACCUCCUUCACCUCCAAAACUCUCUAGACCCAACAAGCACAAUCUUCUCUUCCUCAUCCGCCUCCACAUCUUCACCAUCUCCAACCACACCUUCCUCACUCCUCACAUCCUCCUCCGCAGCGCCUCUCCUCUUCUUCACACUCGCAUCUCUCCUCUCAUUCCUCUCCGUCGCCAGAUCCUCCUCCAAUUCCUCCUCCUCCUCCCAACAAUCCCCAUCCCCUCCUCCGCCUCUCCCCGACGGCGACUACUCCGUCUCCGCCUUCCGCGCCCUAGCCAACGACCACAUCUGGGCCCUCGACGCCCCGCUCCGCGACGCACGCUGGCGAUCCCUCUACGGCCUCUCCUACCCGGUCUUCACCACCGUCGUCGAAAAGCUCCAGCCUUUCAUCGCCGCCUCAAACCUCUCCCUCCCCGCCGACUACGCCGUCGCCAUGGUCCUCUCCCGCCUUGCCCACGGCUGCUCUUCCAAAACCCUCGCCUCCCGCUACUCCCUAGAUCCCUACCUCAUCUCCAAGAUCACCAACAUGGUCACCCGCCUCCUCGCCACCAAGCUCUACCCCGAGUUCAUCAAGAUCCCCGUCGGCAAACGCCGCUUGAUCGAAACCACUCAGGGCUUCGAGGAGCUCACCUCUCUCCCCAACAUCUGCGGAGCCGUAGACAGCACUCCCGUCAAGCUCAGACGCCGCACCAAGAAGCUCAACAACAACCCUAGAAACAUUUACACCAGCAGGUACGGAUACGACGCCGUUUUGCUCCAGGUCGUGGCUGAUCACAAGAAGAUCUUCUGGGACGUCUGCGUCAAGGCACCGGGAGGAGAGGAGGACUCUUCUCACUUCAGAGACAGUCUCCUCUACAAGAGGCUUACCUCUGGUGACAUUGUGUGGGAGAAAGUCAUCAACGUUAGAGGUCAUCACGUGAGGCCUUACAUUGUUGGUGACUGGUGUUACCCUCUUCUCUCCUUCCUGAUGACGCCGUUUUCUCCCAACGGCGCUGGCUCGCCUCCCGAGAAUCUGUUCGACGGGAUGCUGAUGAAAGGGAGGUCGGUGGUUGUGGAGGCUAUUGGGUUGCUCAAGGCUAGGUGGAAGAUUCUUCAGAGCUUGAACGUUGGAGUCAACCAUGCUCCUCAGACUAUUGUGGCGUGUUGUGUGUUGCAUAACUUGUGUCAGAUUGCUAGGGAGCCUGAGCCGGAGCUGUGGAAAGAUCCUGAUGAAGCUGGACCGCCUGCUAGGGUUUUGGAGAGUGAGAGGCAGUUUUAUUAUUAUGGGCAGAGUUUGAGGCAAGCGUUGGCUGAUGAUUUGCAUCAGAGGCUCUCUUCAAGGUAAAAGAAGAAAAAAAAGACAUGACAGUUGGGAACUUUUGUCAUCAUUGUCAUUGUAAGAUUUAGAUAGCUUUUGUAGAUUCAACCCUCUUGAGAAAGGGAUGUUCUUAAUCUGGAUCAACAUCACUAUUGUAUUUCAACUUUCUAGGUCUAGUACUCUUUUCUUAUGUUUGAACUUUUGCAUUAUAGACAUGGGAAUGUGUCUGAAUACAAUUCUGUUUUCUAGUUC